AGAGAUAAAAAAAGGUUGACAGUUCCAUACACGAAUAAAAUUCAUUCAUUCUGUAUGUUUGCAACUAAGAUCACAUAAGCGGAAUUUAAGGUUGCCUAACUUACAGGAUUAAAUUUUAAUGAUUAAAGUCCAUAACCAUCACCUCUGUAAUAACCAUAUUGUUGUUUAUUAUUAAAAAAAAACAUUUGUCAACAUCAAACAAAUCAAAACAUUAAUUUUUAGUUUAAUCUCGACGAGCUAUUGUUUUUAAUAAUUGAAAGAUAUUUUUUAUCUUUCAGCCGGUAAACUUUGUACUUUGACCCUGUUAUUGGUUUACUUUUUAAUUCCCGUCUGCACUGCGAAUCCUGCAGUUUGUUUUGUGAUUUUACUUAGUAUAUUGUUAUUUUAUUAAUUAUGGCUAGUUUCAAGAUUAUUACUAGAGGUUUGGCUACUUCUGCUGCAAGAAAUGCAAUUAAAAAUGUUACGGUUAUUGGGGGUGGAUUAAUGGGGUCAGGAAUAGCUCAGGUUGCUGCUCAAACUGGUCACAAUGUUACCCUUGUUGAAGUAAAUGCAGACAUUCUGAAGAAAGCAGAGGGAAGUAUUGUCAAUAGUGUUGGUAGAGUUGCCAAAAAAAUGUACAAAGAUGACGCAGCGGCUGCGAAAAAGUUCCUUGAAGAAACCCAAUCAAGAAUCAAAGGGUCCACUGAACCAGCAAAGUCGGUUUCUGAUGCUGAUUUAGUUAUUGAAGCCAUCGUGGAAAAUAUGGAUAUUAAACACAAAUUGUUUAAGAGCUUGGACGAAGCAGCCCCUGCAAAAACCAUUUUUGCUUCCAAUACUUCCUCUUUAAGCAUUGGAGAGAUUGCUUCAGUUACUUCGAGAAAAGAUAGGUUUGGAGGACUGCAUUUUUUUAACCCUGUAGCUGUGAUGAAGUUGUUGGAAGUUGUGAGAAUUCCUGAGACUUCCGAGGACACCUAUCAAGCAAUGAUGGCAUGGGGUAAAGCUAUUGGUAAAACUUGCAUUACAUGCAAAGAUACCCCUGGAUUUGUUGUAAACAGGUUAUUGGUGCCUUAUCUUGCUGAAGCCAUCAGAAUGAUGGAAAGAGGUGAUGCCUCAGCAAGAGACAUUGACAUAGCAAUGAAGUUAGGUGCAGGAUAUCCAAUGGGACCAAUUGAACUGUCAGAUUAUGUGGGCCAUGAUACUAGCAACUCGAUUGUUCAGGGUUGGCACAAGAAAUUCCCUGAUAAUCCCCUGUUCAAGCCAUGUGAUUCCCAGCAAAAAUUGGUUGCUGCUGGAAAGUUGGGAGUUAAGACUGGAGAGGGUUAUUAUAAGUACAACAAGUAAAUUUUAGAUUUUUUAACAAUUUACAGAUUUACACAUUAUUAAUUUUUUAUUGAGAUUUAUUAUAAUUGAAUAUUUUUACGGAA
This is a messenger RNA of Brassicogethes aeneus, 1403 nucleotides long. Lineage: Eukaryota; Metazoa; Arthropoda; Insecta; Coleoptera; Nitidulidae. The record is from the annotation of a GenBank genome assembly.